Molecule: messenger RNA, 1893 nt
Organism: Cordyceps militaris CM01
Lineage: Eukaryota; Fungi; Ascomycota; Sordariomycetes; Hypocreales; Cordycipitaceae
Exons: 4
Coding region: 1-1893 (630 amino acids)
Cellular component (GO): extracellular region
Source: RefSeq, a predicted model, not a curated record
AUGUGCGGGCGUCGAGUCGGACAAGAUUACAAAAUAGGCUUCUACUUAAAGACCGCCAAGCCCGGCCAAGACAAGAAACACCUGCCCAAAGCAGAAGCGUCUCAAGCUCGCGACAAGUCAGAAACAUACAUCAUCGAAUAUCGGCCCGCCAUGGUUCGUUUUGCUUCCGUGGCCGUUGUAGGCUCUGCCAUGGCCGGCGUUGCCAGCGUGGCUAUUGCUGGUUCCAAGGCCGACUACCAGUCCGGCGCGGUUCAUGCUCACAUCAUGGCUCGCAAGAUGGAGCAUUGGAAGGAAGAGGAGCAGGCUGGUCUCAUGAAUAGCGCCCAGUACCCUGAGCUCGGCUACACCCCUUGUGUCAAUGGCUUCGCCGCAGCCAUCCCCGGCGACUCCAUGAACACCUUUCGGUGCCGAAACGUCGACCUGUACCACUUCCUCCCCCACACGGCGCUCGGCAGCUCGGUCGGUCGUGGUUCGUCCUCCUGGGGCUGGACCUCGGCCGACGGCCGUGAGUUUGUCGUCGUUGGCCAGAUGGACGGCGCCGCGUUUGCGGAAAUCACCCAGGAAGGCAAGUUGAGCUACCUCGGCCGGCUGCCGCCGUACUCGGUCCCGAACAUGUGGCGGGAGAUUCGCGUCGUCAAUGACCUCGUCGUCAUCGGCUCCGAGGCCCUCGGCCACGGCGUGCAGUUCCUCGACCUGAAGAAGCUGCUCACCCUCGACCCGGCGCGGCCCAAGACCUUUGCGCAGUCGGACCUGACGGGCUACUGGAACGGCCUGCCGUCGGGCCGCGCUCACAACGUCGUCGUCAACGAGGAGCGCAACUACGCCGUUGCCGUCGGCGCCGUCGGCGCCGACGCGCGCGGGCAGAUGAUCCGGCCGCACGACCUGCCCUGCGGCGGCGGGCUCAUCUUCCUCGACAUCAGCGACCCGGCCAACAUCACGAGCCCCGGCUGCGCGGGCGGCGACGGCUACGUGCACGACGCGCAGUGCCUCGUCUACCGCGGCCCGGACGCGCGCUACCACGGCCGCGACAUUUGCUACGGCUACAACGAGGACACGCUCACCAUCUACGACGUGACGGACAAGACGGGCAACGUGACCAACAUCAUCUCCAUCAGCGACUACCCCGGCGCCACCUAUGUCCACCAGGGCGCCGUCAACAACGACCAGUGGCAGGAGUACCUCUUCCUCGACGACGAGUACGACGAGGAGUUUGCCACGGUCGGCCCCAUGGCGCGCGGUCUGACGACGACGCACAUUUUCGACAUUCGCGACCUCGAGAAACCCGUCUACACCGGCCAGUACGCCGGCAAGACGCGCGGCAACGACCACAACCAGUACAUGCACGACGGCUUCCUCUACCAGUCCAACUACGGCAACGGCCUGAGCGUGCUCGACGUUGCCAGCGUCACCUCGGACCCCACCGGCGCCGGCAUCUGCGAGGCCGGCCGCUUCGACAUCUACCCCGAGGACGACGAGGAAGUCGGCGGCGGCCGCGUGCGCACCAGCGGCACCUGGUCCUCGUACGCCAAGUUCCAGUCGGGCUUCAUCCUCGUCCAUACCAUUGAGCGCGGCACCUUUGUCGUCAAGAUGACGUCCAAGGAGUGCGAGAAGCCGGCCUCGUGUAGCGCCGACAACUGCAUGCGCGCCCUGCGCGCCUCACACAUCCCCGGCCGUCUCGAGGAGAGCCAGCAGUUUUGCUGGGAUUUCACCAGACGCCUCAACAAGGAUGCGACCAAGGUGCCCGAGUAUGCAGCCAAGGCGUGCGGCAGUGACCCCGUCCAGCGAGUGAGCAGUGCUUGCGCUUGUAUCCCGGCCCCGACGGUCCCGGUCAUGACGAGGACGGAUACGUUCAGAUAUUGGCCCACCCUUUAUCCCACGCCAACGGCGUCGUAA